Molecule: messenger RNA, 1503 nt
Organism: Babesia bovis T2Bo
Lineage: Eukaryota; Apicomplexa; Aconoidasida; Piroplasmida; Babesiidae
Exons: 2
Coding region: 147-1283 (378 amino acids)
Molecular function (GO): nucleic acid binding
Source: RefSeq, a predicted model, not a curated record
AGCAGCGUUUACGUCUAAUUGAUACCUGCACUAUAGGAUAAAUUUUUGGCACUUUUUGUGUGUGUUGAAACGCGGAUAUUAUUUCGCAUUAGAAUUAAUUCUAUUCGUGAAACACCACUGUAAAGUUCUAAUUUGUGUUUUUCACGAUGGCAGAGAACAGAGACAAUAAUAAAGGUCACCCUAAGGUCAACAUUGAAGCCAUAUGCAAGGAAUACCCUAACUCAAAGGUCCUAUUGAUUUCCGCACAGAGACCACGGGCAUUUUUCAUUAGGACCUCGUGUGAGCUAUUUGCUGGUGGUACGGAAGUUUUGAUUCUUAGCGCACUGGGCGAUGCCAUUCCUCAUUGUGUCCAAUUACAACAAGCCCUAAUUAUGAAGAAUGCGGCUACCAUGAUACGAUUUGACACUACGCUUAAUAAGUUGGCCAAUUCUAGGGGAAAGGCACCGGUAUACAUACCGGGUGUACAAAUUUACAUGCGCAAGCACCCUGAGUUUAAGGGAUCGAGAAUUUCCCCUGCUUAUGUAUUUUUUGCAUCUAAACCGGUAUCUGGUGAAGUAGAAUAUGCUUUUAAAGCUGAUGCUAAUGAACACUCUUGUAUGGUCAUCGCUGGUGAUGUUGAUUUUCGGAUGCCGGGAAUAGGUAGUUCACACCAACACUUCACGGAUGUAUUAAAGUCUGCGGGUCAUAAUGUUGAUGCUUAUACUAAAUUGUUCAAAACGCUGCACAAGGAGGCUUUGGAAGCAAAUGCUGCUGAUCCUGUGGUAUUCAGUUUAACCAUGGCUAAUUCUAGUUAUCAGCAUCCCGAUCUCAAGUUCGCCAUGUGCCGUCUGCCGAAGGAUCUUCAGGCUUUUAGAAAUUCAGCUGAAGGCGUUGUAUUUAUAUGCAUUUUCAACAAACACCCACAUGAUAAUGUGCACAACAUGGGAUUGAUAUAUGUAGUUGAACCCAACGGUAAGAAUUAUAAGAAUAUUGACGAAUACUACCGUGCAUUGCACCUGACCGGAGAGAACUUAAUGACCACAGUGUGUGACCACAAUGGUAUGGCUAAGCGUGAUGCCUCUAAAUCACAUCGAUCAAUGACCAAGUGCUCAACUUAUCUUAUUGGAGGUGGCGCAAACCGCCAUGAUAAUGCAAACAAGCUGGAAAUUGCUAAGCAUCUUCUCAACGGUAUAGCUGAGGCCUACAGGCAUGGUCCUGCAUCAUUGUUUCACUUUGCUUACGACGAGGACGUUUUCCGUCAGGCGUGGACUGCCACUUCAGGUCUUUCUGUGGAGUUGGGUUGAGACCGGAGAGACACUAGGGCUCAUUUGUAGGGUUAUGCCGAUGGGUAAUGGUGUGUUUGCUUCGUUAUAACUCUAUUGUAUUAAUCACUGUCUUACUAGACCAUUGCAAGUCAUAGGCAACAGGUCUAACGCAAAAACCUUUUUUCGUACUCCAACAAUGCCUCUUUACAUACGCCCAAAGUAGCGUAAACGACUACGACGGCUCACAUAAUAAUGACGU